UGGACAGGAUUCACACUUUUACUGUAAUAGUGUAUGUUUGUUUCUUGGUUGUUCAUCUAUUUUUAAAAAUUGUAAUUCUGUGUUUUGCUCUGUCGCCAAUUAAAGGUUCACGAGAAUCACCUUUUAACUGUUUUAGAAAACAAGUUGAUAAUUGGUUGAUCUGAUGCCAUACACUCUCCUUUAUUAUUGGCAUUCAAGAUUCAUCUGCACAAUCCAUCAAUUCAAGAAACACAUAAAAGUUGAAUAGAAAUUUACGCUUGACAGAUUCUGACAAUUCUUUUAACCAUUUUGAAAUUAAUGACUUACGCAAUGAACUGAUGCCGAGAUUUUUUGAGGGUUAAGACUAUUCAGGUGAAACAAGUAUAAUAUAUAUUUAAACAUGACAUAAAAACUGAUCAUAUUGGAAACAGCAGACAAUUGUACAUGUAAUGUAAUUGUAAUGAAUGUACUAAAGCAUUCGCAACUUUAUCAAAGCAGCGAGAAUAGUUUUUAUGAUGUGCACAGGUGACUAAAUGAUGAGGAGGUUGAACAAGGAGUUUUAAGAAAUUAUUUUCUGAUGAAAUGCUUCAAACCAACUGAGAAAAACUGAAAUCAUAAACUGCACUCGAAGACAGCAGGAUUAAUUAGAGGCUAAUGCCACCAAGACAACAGAAUGUUUUAGUCCAAAACAUUCUGCUUUGUGUGUACAACAGAGUUUCUGGACACUCAGAAGAACACUUAGACAAUUGACCAGAGUAGAAUGACACUAAAUUGCAUAAUUUGUAAUUCGUUCACUUUUUCUGAAGUGACCCAAAAUGUGCAAAAAUGAUUACAGGCAGUUCUUCGUCACAUUUUAGCCAUAUUUAUUAAAAUCCUUCAAAUAACUAGCAACAUUGUGAAAAAAAACAUAUACGGCUGGAACAAUGUCUGGUGUCCCAGGAUAAUUCAUGCAGUGUAUAUUAUAGAUAUAUUACAAAUAAUAGAAAAUACAAAACAUGAACAAAUGCAUGUUUAAUAUUAAUUACAGGGUUUAGGUAAAUACAGAGCACAGGUGUGCUUUCCAGAAGCUUUUCAUUUCUUUAUAGUUAUAUUUCACCAAGUAUAUAAAACUAUAACUGUAAAGAUUUAUAUGAACAGUGUUAAAUUAAAUCACUGAGCUCUAUAAAAAAGACUUGGAAAGAAUAAUGUAGCAAUAGUACUAAUAGAAUUGUUAGCAUCAAUUAAUAAACCAUUUUAAAUGAUUUGGAAUAAUUGUCCUGAGUUAAAAAUGCCAGUAGCUAAGUGCGCCAGAUACCUUAGGAGAAGUCGUCUCAUGCUAACACCUGCCUACAUGAUUUCCAUAUGUUAUUGUUGGGCUUUUGGACAUUUGACUAUUACCCAAAGUACUCUGUAGAAAGUGGAUUUACACAUUUUUUACCCCACUUUUAGUGCUAAUUCAUCAUUAUUAAACUGCAACAUGUUUAUUUAUUUAAAGUAUAUUCCUUAAAUUCUUGCCUGCUUAUUUCUUCCGCACUCCAGUUUUCCAGAAACAGAAGAUUCUAGGAAGUUUUACAAGUUUCUACAAUGAUCAUGACAAAUCUCUACCAUUAUAGAGACAAAACAUACAAGUUUUAACUGCUGUUUUACUUUAACUUAUUUUUCAGAACAAGACUAUGUUACAGUCAGUUUCCUAAAAUGGAAUGAACUUCAGACAAAAGACAACAAACAGAAAAUAAAAAGUGCAGUUUAAAAGAUGUUGCAUGGCUGCUUAAAAAAGAACAUCCUUCAUCCCAAUACAAUAGAAAUUCAUGUUAUAUACAGGCCAGGAUGUUAUCUAAAACAUAUCAGGCUCUAAGACCAUUUUUUCUAUUCAAUUGUAGUGAAAUCACGAAAAAUCUGGAAUGUUUUGGUAGUUGUUCUCCACCCUCGAAAUGCUCAUUUGCAAGUCAUAUUGAAGGUAAGGUGGUUUUCGGAGUGUUGCUUCAGAGUCCACAGAUGUCACUGUGCUUGUUGCCCUUUCGACAACAAGCACACUGACUUGGACACCAUGAUCAGGAAGCGUUAUAUUCUCAAAGAGCCUGAGAUCAAAGACUAUUUGGUCAAAGGAGAACGAUUCACAAAAUGGAAAGAAGACUCGUCGCGUACUGCUCCUGUCACUAUGAAGAUAGAUCCGAAAGGAUACUUUCUUUACUGGAUAAACUCUAGCAAGGAAGUCGAAAUUGUGGACAUUGCGACCAUCCGGGACACACGGCCAGGCAAAUAUGCAAAACUUCCCAAACAUCAAAAAGUUCGAAACACCUUCAACAUGGACUUCCCCGACAGUAAUUACUUAGCCAAGACCUUAACCAUCGUAACUGGUCCUGACAUGGUCAACCUUACAUACUACAACUUCUUUGCAGCCAAGGAAAAUGUAGUGCAGAACUGGGCUGAUGACAUUCUGUCCAUUGCCUACAACCCCCACAGGGCCACUGUCUGCAGACAAGUCUACCUGGAUAAACUGUAUGUCCGUCUCACACUGCAAACCAACAAAGACGGCAAGAUUCCUGUUAAGUAUAUCUAUAAGAUGUUUCCAGCAGACAAGAAAAGGGUCGAUAGUGCACUCUCAUCUGCAAAGCUUCCUAAGGGAAAGUUUGACUCCAUAAAGCCUGAAGUGUUCACUGAAGCUGCAUUCAAGACCUUCCUGAUGAACCUUUGUCCUAGGCCAGAGAUCUAUGAAAUCUUCAGCACCUACUCUAAUAAGCCCUACAUGACCAAGGAGAUCUUUAGCAAGUUCCUGUAUGAGAAGCAACGAGACUCAAGGCUUAAUGAAGAGCUUUACCCACCACUGAGACCUGAUCAGGUAAAGGCUCUCAUCGACAAGUACGAGCCUUCGUCCUCAAAUUCUAACCGUGGUCAGAUAACCCCAGAAGGGUUUCUCUACUUCCUAAUGGGGCCAGAGACAACACCUGUGAUGUUGGACAAAAUGGCCCAGUGCCAUGACAUGACCCAGCCCAUCCCUCACUACUACAUCAAAUCCUCCCACAACACCUAUCUUACUGCCGGUCAGUUCUCAGGCACCUCCUCUCCAGAGAUGUACCGUCAGUGUCUGCUUUCUGGAUGUCGCUGUUUGGAGCUGGACUGCUGGAAAGGCAAACCUCCAGAUGAAGACCCAAUCAUUACUCAUGGCUUCACCAUGACAACUGAGAUCCUUUUCAGGGAUGUAAUCGAAGCUAUUGCAGAGAGUGCGUUCAAAACAUCAAAAUAUCCAAUCAUUCUCUCCUUCGAGAACCAUGUUGAUACAGUCAAACAGCAAGAGAAGAUGGCUAACUACUGUAGGACUAUAUUUGGAGAUGCUCUGCUCACUGAACCCCUGGAGAAAUAUCCGUUGAAACCAGGUCAACAAAUCCCCAGUCCUUCUGAGCUGAUGGGAAAAAUUCUGAUCAAAAACAAAAAGGGCGCCACAGGUCCGGCCAAACCACCACCAAAGAAAAUACAAGAGGAGGGUCCUGCUGAGAAUGCAGGAGAGCAGCCUGAAAACCCUGAGAACCAGAACAACGAGCAAGAGGAACCGAUGAACGAUGAACCUCAUGAUGAACAUCAUGAGGAAGAGGAGCAGGAUGAGGAAAAGAUGAAGAACUCUGAUGAAGGUACAGCUGGGCAGGAAGUAACAGCUUUUGAGGCAAUGUCUUCAAUAGUCAACUAUAUUCAGCCACACAAAUUUGUCUCCUUUGAACAAUCAAGGAAAAAGAACAAAAGCUAUGCCAUCUCUUCUUUUGUGGAAACCAAAGGAGAGCAAAUGAUCGCUAAGAGUGCUGUGGAGUUCGUUGAAUAUAACAAGAGACAGAUGAGUCGUAUCUACCCUAAAGGAACACGUAUGGACUCUUCUAACUAUAACCCUCAGCCCUUUUGGAACGUCGGAUGUCAGAUGGUGGCACUGAACUACCAAACCAUGGAUUUUCCCAUGCAACUGAACAUGGCACUGUUCGAGUAUAAUGGGAGGACUGGCUACCUCUUAAAAAAUGAUGUGUUUCGGAGAAAUGACAAGACGUUUGAUCCCUUUUCCGACAAGCUUGACACCAAUGUGCCCAACACGCUCUCAAUCAAGAUCUACUCAGGCCAAUUCCUAUCUGAUAAGAACGUGAAAACAGCAGUGGAGGUGGAGAUAAUUGGCUUGCCUGGAGACCCCAAACGCAAAUUCCGCACCAAAAACACAGCCACACCAAAUGCUAUCAACCCUGUGUGGAAUGAGGAGCCCUUUGUGUUUGAGAAGAUUCUGCUGACAGAAUUGGCUUCACUCCGGAUAGUGGCUUAUGAGGAAGGUGGAAAAUUUAUUGGGCAUAGGAUUAUUCCCAUAGAUGCCAUCCAAUCAGGAUUUCAUCAUCUUUGUCUGCGUAGUGAGAGUAACAUGCCGCUGAUGCUCCCUAGCCUGUUUGUCUACAUUGAGGUGAAAGAUUACAUCCCUGCUGCUUUUGCUGAUUUCACAGAUGCUCUCUUCAAUCCUGUGAAGACAACAAAGCCUGCAAAACAGGAGAGUGCUAACUAUGUAAGCAAAUAUGAGAUGCCCGGUGCUGCAGUUGUUCCAGCCACAGUGCCAGAAGGGGGAGAGGCUCCAGCAGAGGGCAAUGCUACCCCUUUAGAAACACCUUCUUCAGGCACAGAUCCUAAAUCAGAGUCCAAUGAGGCAGAAACUCCCAAGUCUGACAACGAGCCAGAGGCGCCAGCGACCUCAGAAGAGCCUCCUCAAUCUGAAGCACCGGCACCAGCCGAAGAGGCUCCUCCCACAGAGGCACCUCCUCCUUCUGAAGAAGCCCCACCCGCUGAAGAACCUGCACCAUCAGAAGAGGCUCCUCCCUCAGAGGCACCACCACCUUCAGAAGAGGCUCCUCCCUCAGAGGCUCCUCCACCUUCAGAAGAGGCCCCUCCCACUGAGGCACCUCCACCUUCAGAAGAGGCUCCCCAAGAAACCCCUGCACCAUCAGAAACCCCUGAGGCAGAGAAUCCAACUGAUCCAAAUGAGCUGGCCUCUGUGACCUGUGAUGAACUGCAGCAGCACAAGAACUACCUGAAGGUCAUCAAGAGGCAGGAGAAAGAAGUGAAAGAGCUGGAAAAGAAGUCACAGAAGAAGGCAGAGGAGCUAACUCAGAAAUACAGUGACCUCUUCAAAUCGCUCAAGAAGAAGACCACGUCGAAGAAGAAUGAGGCUGCAGCCGAAGAGCUUAAAGCAGAGCAAAUCAAUGAGCUGAAAACAAAGCUGCAGACGGAGCUUCGAUCACUGUGGGUGGAGAAAUAUGAUCAGCUAAAGAAGAAGAAAGAGCAACAUGCCUCUGAGUGUUUGAGCAAGCUGCUGGAGAUGGCUACAGAGAGACACGCCAGUGAGCUGAAGGCACUGAACAGUGACAGUAAAGGUGGUAAGAAGAAAGAAUCAAAGAGCUCAGGUUCUGAGAAGAGCAGCUUGAAGAAGAGCAAAAGCACAGAACUGCUCGACAGUAAUGAUGAUACACAGUCUGCAUCUAGUAAUGGAAAUUCAUCACAGGAGCAGGAACAGAAGCUUAAGAAAAAACAGGCAGAAACACUGUCUGACAUCAGAAGCAUUAACAGUCAGAUGAACCAGCAGGCUGUGACAGAGCAUGCUAAGCAGAUGUGGUCUUUACCAGUUGAUCUUAAGGAAGCAGUGAAUGCCUGUGUGGCUGUUCACUUUCCUGAGAAUGUGGAUAAAACUGAAGACACCAAGCAGGAGCAGGAUGGCCAAUAUGGCCAAGUGUACCGGGGCUGAUGGCCAUUCAGCUUUCUCUCUUUAGCUUCCCUUAACAAUUCUGCACAUGUAGUUGAAAACUGUAGUAAAUUGUUUUUGUACUUGACAAUGCUCAUGUUUUAGUCCACACAGCUUUUUAAUGAAAUGGGUGCAAUGUACUUGAACAUUUGUAGCAAUGCCAUUGUCUCGAUGAUUUAAAGUGUGAGCUUUGAUGAUGUAAAAGAGGCAAUCACCUGCAGAAUUGUGUUGUUACAGAAAUGUGUCAGUUGUGAUUUUAGGUUUAAUUAAGUAGUUAUUACAAAGGACAUUGCCCUAUGGUCUUAAAAUUUCCAGAUAUUUAUGUACAUAUAACAUAAUAUUUAAUGUUAUUUACUGUAUUCAGGAGAUUCAAAGUGAUACCCAACUUAUAUCAAAAAUAAUUAAAUAAAGGUUU
Molecule: messenger RNA, 6122 nt
Organism: Silurus meridionalis
Lineage: Eukaryota; Metazoa; Chordata; Actinopteri; Siluriformes; Siluridae
Gene: plcb2
Product: phospholipase C, beta 2
Exons: 32
Coding region: 2006-5710 (1234 amino acids)
Biological process (GO): phosphatidylinositol-mediated signaling; lipid catabolic process
Molecular function (GO): phosphatidylinositol-4,5-bisphosphate phospholipase C activity; calcium ion binding
Source: RefSeq, a predicted model, not a curated record